This is a messenger RNA of Vitrella brassicaformis, 2630 nucleotides long. The record is from the annotation of a GenBank genome assembly. Lineage: Eukaryota; Vitrellaceae.
AUGGGACGUCCCGGCGGAUGAUUGAAUAACAUUGAAGAACGUUAAAAGGCCGAGCAGAGCCAGCACCAUCCUUCCCAGAUCAGUCACUUCACCAUUCACCUCUGAAUCAUCCGUCGAGAAAUCGCGAGGGUGAGACGGGGGUGUCUUUCCCUUUUCGUCAAGCCAGGACAGGCGGACCGCACCGACGAGGACGAGAGGCAGGUGGGUGGAUGGCUGGAUGGUGCGAGCACAAACACAGCCAAUACCAACACUGUGGAUGCUCUCUCUGUGUGUGUGCUGUGUAUGUGUUCAGCUCGUUCGUAUCUGCGGUUCCAGCAUGCCUUCCAGUGUCUGCACCGCGGCUCGUUUGACACACUCGCCGUGGCCCUCGACGUCGGCCCGUCAGCGUUGCGCCGUUCGUUCGAGAUGUCGCUGCUGGAAAGGCCCGCCCUCACACGAGCCGUCAAGAUGACGCUCUCGCCGAACGACGUGCACGCAUCUGUCGGACACGCUGAGCUCAUCUGGUGGGUAAAUGGACGAACGGAUGGAUGGCUGUGUGUGCAUGGGGUCGAUGGUUCCACGUGUAAUUGUGUGUCAGGCGUGGGCUUCGUCGCAAUGGCCGUGCCGAUGCGUCCACGUCAGAGGCGCUGGCACACCUGAGGCUGUUGUUGUUCUUGAAGGUCCCCUGUUGCACCUUUCUUGUCGUUUCUGCAACGCUUUGACACGGCAUGCCCGCCCCCCCACCUCUCCCGUCUCCUGGCGCCAACGCGCCGUCUGCCGUGUCGCUCUGCACGGCUGCGGGCACUCCAGCCGCCUUCUACCCUUACCUUCACCGUCCAUGUCCGCACAGAGACCUUCUACGACAUCGGUCUGCCGGUCGAGCCUCAAUGCAUGGCUCACCACACGCAUCCGAGUGUUUUUGUGAGUCAGCUGCUCGACCGGUUUCUGUCGCGUGAGCUGCUGAGCGACUACAGAACACAGUGAGUGGCAGAUACACGCCACGGACAUGAUGGACGGAUGGAGAGUGUCAGUCGAUUCACAGGGCGACGCUCAUCACCGAUAAGGAAGAAAAGCUCAGCAAGAAGGAUCAACAGGUGGGUGAGCAGCCCAAUCCUUGCACCUACAUGAGCCACCUUAUCUCUCUGUGUCCGUGUGUGUGUGUGCCAGAUCAAAAUGCUGCAACAGUGAAGCACAGUCACACAUGCAGAGAGAACAUCUUUGGUGUGUGGAUGGAUGAAUGGAUGGAUGUGUGUGUGCAGAGAGCCCUAUCAGCGGUUCGUCAUCAGCGCGCACUUCGGAUACGAGAGCCCUUUCAGCACCCAAUUGCAAGCGACUUCGGAAUCCGCGUUUUGCACUUAUCGUGCGAUUGCCGCUCUCGUCAUCAUGCGGUUCGAGGCCUUUCUGCACAUACUGCACACAUGUGCGGGCACACAUCAGCGGUUCAGUGCCGACAAGCGCGUGCAGAUGACGUGUUUCCGGUCCCGGCUGGAACAGGUGAGCAACCAAGCUGGCGGCCCCUCUCUACCUAAAUAUCUCUCUCUCUCUCUCUGUGUGUGUCUGUCUGUCUGUCUGUGUGUCGGUGUUCAGUUGGGUAUGGCGGAGCAGCUGCAGCUGAUACGCAGCGACGUGUUCGACGAGACGAGUGGCCAUUCAUUGCUCGUAUUUCCUGGCGCCCAUAGGGAUGUGAGACUGACACACAUCCCUAUGCACACAUCAUAGUCCGCCCAUCUGUCUGUCUGUCUGUCUGUGUUGCAUGGACAGGUCGACUACUCUAUGAUGAAGGCAUUGGUCAAGGAGCUGAUCGCCAAGUUGACGACAUCCGUUGACGGCAUAGCCGUAGCCGCCCAGGCAUCCCUCUCCUUUCAGAAAGAGCGAUUGAUUUGCUAGGAUGGGCAACGGCUGUGCUAGGCUGUGUCAAGAAGGACCUCGAUGUGGCGCUGCAGGAGGACCUGACGAGCACACGGCAGGUGCGAUCGAUGGAUGGGAAGACGUCAGUGCCUUUCGGACGAAUUGCUGUCUGUCUGCCUGUGCCUACAGUUGGGAUGGACGGCUGAGAAGGAGAUAUAUACGGCUCACCCAAGGGAGGCCGUGUGUUCUUGGGCAACGACGCGAAGACGUACGACAACGUACGUCUACGAUGAAGGAUUCUGGGUGCCCUCGUCUGAGAGUAAUGAGUUGCAUUAAUGGAAUCAUUCGCUCCCCCACUCACUACUCACACAAAGCUCGCUGACCGAACAGUUCUUCGACCAGAGAAUAGAGGUGAGCUCACGCGUUGACGGAACUCACAGGGGUAGACAAAGGUGAACUGGGUGUCUUUUCUGUCCUUGUGUUUUGCCAACUUUUGUCAGGAGAACGUCAAGUUCGACCGAGACCAAUCUGAAAAGACCAUCACGCAGCUUCAGAACAUGGUGAGUGGGCAGAAUUUCUCUCGCUGCGCUCCAUGGCUCUGCGUUGGAGGGCAGGUGGUACAGAUGGUGGGUCCACGAUUCGUCAUCUCCACUGAGUACUUGUGUGCUUGUGUGUGUAUGUGGAUUGCAGUUGUGUGUGCGCAGGGACGAAUAUGACACGCAAGGCGUGUGCCUUUCUGAUCGCUGCCUACAUUUUAUAACUGCUAUGUUGGUGUGUGCAUGGCUCCGCAUCGACGUAACAAG